Messenger RNA from Musca domestica (house fly), 2099 nucleotides. RefSeq names its product protein yellow (gene yellow-e3). The record is from RefSeq and is a predicted model, not a curated record. Gene Ontology annotation, cellular component: extracellular region. Lineage: Eukaryota; Metazoa; Arthropoda; Insecta; Diptera; Muscidae. Bases 295 to 1593 code for a protein of 432 amino acids. The transcript has 5 exons.
GACAAUCGGUCGGUCUUUUGGGCAUCGAUCUUCUUAUUAGAUGGAUGCCUCUGAAGGUUGAAUGCAUUUGGAAAUGGUUAUUUGAGAUUUCGAUUUUGUUUUACGAGAUUCGUUGCAAACAAUGGCAUCCCGCAGCUCAUGAUGUUGCAGCCAAGAGCAUCGACAUGAGUAAAUGUCUUACCUUUCGUCUCUGUGGCAUGUUCAGUUGUCAUCCAACAAAGGUGUGGUAAAGACCUAUCGCAGGCAGUUCUUUGAAUUUGAUUGAAAUCGAAUCGCGUUAAACCAAAAAAAAUUAUGUUAAAAUUCAAAAUUUUCGUUUUAAUUGAAAUAAUAUUUUCAUAUCUGGUAUUUGCCAGCGAAAAUGUCAAUCGUUUGAAACAGAGACAAUUCUACACAUUGCACAAAUGGACUCGGGGCAUUGAACUGACAUUCCCCAGUGAAAGCGAACGCAGUGCAGCCAUAAGUGCCGGUUAUUAUGACUUGAAUCGAAUACAAUUACCAGUGGAUAUUGAUAUUGAAUAUAAAGAAAAUAGUAAUCAUCGAACAUUUUUAACAAUUCCACGACUAAAUUUCGGGGUACCCUAUUCAUUGGCCACGAUAAGGAAUGCGGAUCAUCAAACAGAACUAAAUCCAAAGGUACAGGCGUAUCCCAGUUAUGAGUGGCAUCAUAGCCAUGGAACAAAUUGUUCGGCCAUAACAUCAGCCUUAAGGACAUAUAUCGAUGAAUGCCAACGUUUGUGGGUACUUGAUUCGGGGCAAAUAAAUUCUCUACAAUGGUGUCCACCACAAAUUUUAGUCUUCAAUUUGACAACAGAUCAGUUAAUUCAACGUUUUGUACUUCCAUCGAAUAACUAUAAAGCUGGUAUUUCCGUCUACACAGAUAUGGUGGCAGGUGUGGUGUCGGAAGAUAAAUGUAACCACACACAUGUUUAUAUCUCCGAUGCUUGGGGCCAUGGGUUGAUUGUCUACGACAUGCUGAAACAUAAAUCUUGGCGCAUUGAGCAUGAUCUCAUGAAACCGGACAGGACGUUGAUCAAUAAUGCUCAUGAUGGUAUAUUUACUGUCAGUUUGAGUCCCAAGAAUACCAAAUUACAAGUUCGUUACUUGUAUUUCCACUCAUUGAAUAGCUUCAAUGAGGUUCGCAUACCUUUACAUUUAAUUAACAACGAAUCGUUGUGGUAUUAUCCAAAAGAAAUUUUAGCCACAGCUAAAUAUUUCACCGUUUUGGGUUCACGUGGUACGCAAUGUGAAUCGGAGAUAAUGGAUGAUUAUGGUAAUCUCUACUGCACCCUCAUUGGGUCGAAUGCUUUAGUUAGUUGGAAGGAGGGUCGCAAAUAUUCGGCGGAUAAUUUAAAUGUCUUGGCUUAUGGACCGCAACAAUGGCGUUUUAUCACCGGUUUGAAAUUAACAAAACAUCGCCAAAAACACCAGGAAUUGUGGGCCUUAAGUACAGAGCCUAAGCUAUUUAUGGGUAAUACUAUGGCAGGUGAACAAGUCAUGUAUCAAAUUAUUGGUUGCCGAGUAAAAAAUUUGCUUCGCAAUGAACAUUGUACUGUUGGAGCAAUGGAUACUACAACAUCCAAUCAUAUUUAAUAAUUAUUACAAAAAUUUAAUAUUUAUGUAAAUAUCAUUGUCGUUUAUAGAUAUGUAAGUGUAUGUAUGUUAUAGUAUUUUAAUAAAUAAAUUUUGUAUUGAUGUUAGAUUGAAAAGCGUUAACUUUUUAAUUAUUGCAUGGAGAGUGAAAAUAAAAUCAGAAUGUGCACAAUAUUAUGGACAAAUAGCAAGUACCCGCUACUUUGUCAGCGAAACGUCCACCCUAAAAUUCUAGAUUCGUAACAAGAGUUCGUGUUAGGCCUUUUCAUUAUUCAAAAUCCACAAUUUUUUCAGUUUGGCCAUGAGCAUGCCAAAAAAAAAAUUAAUCAAAACUUCAUGCACCGUAAAGAAUUUUCAGACUUUUAAUUUUUUUUUUACUUUUCGGAAAGAAUGGUAAAAAAUGUCUAUCUUUUACAACAAAAAGUCUUCAAAAUGUUUAAUUUUGAAGUUUACCUAGGAGGAUAACGAUUGCUGCAUUGACCCACAUCCAAUUAUUGUGGCACAAA